Molecule: messenger RNA, 916 nt
Organism: Spirometra erinaceieuropaei
Lineage: Eukaryota; Metazoa; Platyhelminthes; Cestoda; Diphyllobothriidea; Diphyllobothriidae
Source: the annotation of a GenBank genome assembly
AUGUUUCCUGUCGGUAAUCUUACAAAACCUGUGGUUAAGAAAAUUGCGAAGGAAAUCGGUCUGGAGAAGAUUGUCGCGAGACGUGAGGCACGUUAAGUCUGAUUAUACUCAUUGAUUUUGGUUGACUCAUGUUACUUGUUAGCUUCUUCACCAAGUCAGGUGUAAGUGUCAUUUCUAUACCAGGAGUGUAGCACUUUACCCAACGUCUACUUUUUCAGAGUAUGGGGAUUUGUUUCAUUGGCAAACGGAAAUUCCGCGACUUCAUUGACAAUGUGAGAAUGCCUUUGCAUUUCCAUUUCACCAAUGGUUAUUCGUUUACAGUAUGUCGAACCCAGACCCGGAGUCUUUAGAGAUUUCGAAACGGGGGAGGUCCUCGGCGAGCAUUCCGGUAAUGAUGCACUUAUCAUGUUUGCGAUCUUCCCCUUGACCGUUAUUUUUAUGUUGGCUUCCUUUGUAUUUUUCAUCUCAGGUGUGCACCACUUUACCCUUGGUCAGCGGGUCCCCGGAAUAACCAAGGGCCAAGUACCGUUUUACAUCGCGAAACUGGUGGUUCCUUCCCAGGAAGUUUUGGUGGUACACAGUUUUUCCUAAAUUUAAUCUGCGAGCUUAUUGGCUUUUUAUUUUUUUGUUUUGUUAGUUCUUUCCGCGCCGGAAAAUAGUUCAUUUGAGUCUGGUUAAUGCGAAUUAUUAUCCUCAGUUCUCAAUUUGGAUUUUCUAUCCGUUAUUCGAAUCAAAAUUUAGCCUUUUUCUUCCAGGUCCGUGGGGCUACACAUCCGGCUUUAUUUAUGCGUCGGUGUUUGACUGGUUCUCCAAUCUGGGUGUCAGGUUAUGCCCCAAAACUUCCAUCAUCAGAUUAUACCUUUCAGUGGCAAAACAAGUGGCGCGCUGUCCCCGCACUAAUUGCUUCGAAAUCUGA